CCCUGAUGUCCCCAGAGAUUUGAGAUUCCUCUUGCGUACUCUCUCCCCAAAUGAAUGAUUUGCACAACGCUACGCCUGCGCGGUCGUGUAUAGCCUGCUACCAGCGUAAGCUGAAAUGUGAUCGACAGCAACCAUGUCAGCGUUGUGCAGGGCGCAACGUCCUUUGCGUCUACCCUAGCAACAAAAUAACACGAAAUAGGCCAAAGAAAUCAAGAUCACCAAGCCUGCGAGAGAAAGUGGCAAAACUUGAGAAGGAGGUGAUUGGGAUUAAAGAUGCCCAAAGCAAUGCUGUGACCGUAUAUGCUGUUGAUCUUGAUUCGCUGCGCGCUGGAGAGUCUUUGUACGUCACCGACGAAUCGGGUGAGAGGAAGGUCUUAAGUAAAAUCGGGAGAGUUAAGAUAGAAGAUGAGGACGAAGACGAUGAAGUCAAAAAGCAUUCUAUACGUUCUGCAGCUGCAGAUGUGGAUGAGAACAAACCCGGAAUACCGUUCAUGCUGCCCAUGUUCUCCUCCAUGGCAGGCGGACCCUCGAGCCAGGCGAUGUAUGCACCAACGGCAACUGAAUUCGAGAACUUUUUCGCUCUUUUCUGCGAGCGUGUAGAUCCAAUUGUGAGAAUUGUACACAAGCCAACCAUACGUCUCUUGAUUGAUCGAAUCAAGGGGCCUGUCUCAGUUGCGAAUUCGAGCGAUCCAAGGAUGACAAAAGACAAGCACGUCACAACGGCUGACCAUGACAGAUGGAUCACGUAUAUGCCGGAGAAGUGGUCCAACUUCGCCUCUGCUCGUCCACCAAAUCCAUUCUCUGAAGCCGUAUGCUCCCCUAUUGAAUAUGCGCUUCUCAUGUCCAUCGCUCUGGCUGCGACCUGUUCACUUACGGAAGAUGAUCCUCGCCUGCCGGAGAUGUUUGGCGACAAGCUAGCUGGGCUAAGGAAGAAGGUUUAUUUUGCAACUGAAGUUUCGAUCUCGAGGAUUAAGUUGGCGUCGACAAACAACUUCACAGCCUUGCAAGCCUUUACUUUGUAUAUUACGACCAAAAUACUCGAAGAGAACACUCCGGAAGUUUGGCACACGUUGUGGUGCCCAGUUGCACUCGCAAUUCGGAUAGCUACGCAAAUUGGCGUGCAUAAAGAUGGCGAGACAAUAGGGCUGUCGCCGUUUGACACAGAAAUGCGUCGGCGAAUGUGGUGGCAUCUCGUCCUGUUAAGUAUCCGCACUUCUGAGGACUACUCAUGCGACCUCUUUGCUCCCGGCGGUAGUCCAGUCAAACUUCCCGCCAAUCUAGCGGACGAUCAGUUGAGCCCUGAAAUGUCAUCUUGGCCGAAGGCGGACGACGCUCCGACCGAAAUGAGUCCAUCCUUGCUCAGAUACGAAGCUAUUGCAGCAGUUGCAGAAGCUCAAAGACGUGAUUGGAACCCCAACAACAAAAGCUCCUUUUUCCAGCACAUUCAAGACUUCGAGGAAACUCUGAACAGACGGUAUAUCGAGCCGGCCCGUGCAAACCCCAACAACGAACGGAGCCGACUCAUUCUCGCCUUAGGACAAGUAGCGAUCCUAAAAAUGUGCUGGGUCUGGGGCUAUUCGCUUAUGCGUCAGAAAGGAGAAACGCCGCAGCUCAAUUCGUCAACGCCAAACCUGUCGGACGAACUUUUCAUCACCGUUACAAAGAUGGUAGAGCAACAAGUCAUCUUGCACUGCGAGCCCAGUCUCAAAAAUCUGUAUUGGAUCCUGAGGAACAUCAAGCCUUGGGAUGGCGUGGCCAUUCUUCUAGCCCAAUUGAAAGCCAGGCUGCAGAAGCAGCAUGCACAGCAAAACUUCGAUCAGCUUCCUCAGAUGCUCAAGGACGCUUGGAAUGUAUCAACGAAGGCCCUUGAGCUGCGUCAGCACUGGGUUGUCAGCCAAAAUUUGAUCCAAGGAUUACAGCAGAUGCGAAAGCAAGUUGGAGAGAUGAUGGGCCUGCUUACAGACGAGACAAUCGCCGCGAUAUCUGCUUUGGACAUCCAGGUCGAUGACUUCGGGCCAACACCCAUUCUUGCUGAUACCAUGCAGUUCGAUCAAAUGGACUUGGAUGCGUACAUGGUGCAGAAUAGUGGAGGAAAUUUAGACGAUCCGUGGCCGAUGUUCAUUCCAAUGAACUUCAAUAUCACAAGAAAUGGCCCAUUUUAGAGACCUGGCCACGUCUAUCCACACUAAAAAAAAAUUUUUCUUCCUUGAUUUUACGACUCUAAAUCGACUCGUCACAUAGGUCACAAUCCUCUCAGAGCACAGCAGAUGCUAGUCUCCUGCCGUUGUACUUUGUACUCGUUUCGCAAAGGAAACGGCGGCGCAUGCAUGGGUUCGUACUCGAACAAUGCGAGGCCCUUACUUCCCCAUUGGAUCUUGGCCAAGUUAUAUGAUCCCAAAUACAGCCGCCUCACAUCCUGACUAAGAGAUAGAAAUUGAAGAUGACGAUCCUAUGGUUGCGGCACGGUAGGCGAGGCCAGCUGUGUCAAUGACGCCUCUGCAUCGUUUCUUUGAUCCAAAAUUUGCACACAUAGCGGCUGUUUGAUUAGCUACGUCUGAGGUUCUUAUCGCUCUCGGAUACGCGCGUGGUUCACAGGCGAUACCGCUGGUUUGUAAACGUUGAAUCACCGUGAUUAUGUGCACUCAGCAUCUGCAACCACAAAAUGAGCUUUCGCUCCCACAGGUCUAGUUAGCAGAUAUCAGAAGCGGAUAUCACCAAACCUUGAAGCUCUUCGGUAUCCUUCUUGAGACUCACAUAUAACUCUGACAUUAGUGAGUUUAUUACACUGCGUUUAGGUCUAUGGUGUCCACAGAAUGAGAUAAAAGUCUCCAAACUCAUAUC
Molecule: messenger RNA, 2841 nt
Organism: Verruconis gallopava
Lineage: Eukaryota; Fungi; Ascomycota; Dothideomycetes; Venturiales; Sympoventuriaceae
Exons: 3
Coding region: 51-2162 (703 amino acids)
Biological process (GO): regulation of DNA-templated transcription; DNA-templated transcription
Molecular function (GO): DNA binding; DNA-binding transcription factor activity, RNA polymerase II-specific; zinc ion binding
Source: RefSeq, a predicted model, not a curated record